Messenger RNA from Selaginella moellendorffii, 1281 nucleotides. RefSeq names its product cysteine synthase. The record is from RefSeq and is a predicted model, not a curated record. Gene Ontology annotation, molecular function: cysteine synthase activity. The transcript has 10 exons. NCBI's taxonomy places the organism in Eukaryota, Viridiplantae, Streptophyta, Lycopodiopsida, Selaginellales, Selaginellaceae. Gene Ontology annotation, cellular component: cytoplasm. The coding region runs from base 32 to 1219 and encodes 395 amino acids.
GGUUUAGGGUUUAUCGUCUAGUAGCGAGGGAAUGGCGACCGCUGCUGCAGCCGCCGCGGGAGGAAUCAGUCUCGUCCUGGGAAAUGCCGGCUGCGGGAGGAGGGAUUCGGCAGUGGCGAUGCAGCGCCGGAUCAUCUCGUCGGCUUUGAGGCUCCAGCGGGGGAAGAUUGUGGCGUCGCCCAGGGCAAGACAUGCGAUUGCGGCUGUUUCGACUGAGGUGCAAGCUGAGGCCGCCGGUGCCGAGCCAGAAGAGGGGCUCAACAUCGCGGAAGAUGUGACGCAGCUUAUCGGAAAGACGCCGAUGGUUUAUUUGAACAGCGUUGUCGAUGGCUGUGUUGCCAACAUCGCUGCGAAGCUGGAAAUCAUGGAGCCGUGCUGCAGCGUCAAAGAUCGGAUCGGAUAUAGCAUGAUCUCUGAUGCUGAGGAGAAGGGGGCCAUAACUCCUGGCAAGAGUGUUCUGGUUGAACCUACGAGUGGUAAUACUGGAAUCGGACUGGCCUUCAUUGCCGCGGCGAAAAACUAUAAGCUGAUCCUAACAAUGCCUGCAUCCAUGAGUCUCGAGAGGCGCAUUCUACUAAAGGCCUUUGGUGCCGAGCUUGUCCUCACCGAUCCCGCGAAAGGCAUGAAAGGAGCAGUACAGAAAGCCGAGGAGAUAUUGAAGAAGACUCCAAAUUCUUACAUGCUCCAACAAUUUGAAAACCCCGCAAAUCCCAAGGUGCAUUUUGAAACCACUGGACCUGAAAUCUGGGAAGACACACGAGGCAAAGUUGACAUUCUUGUAGCUGGAAUAGGAACUGGCGGUACCGUGACUGGUGCUGGACGGUUCCUCAAAAAGAAAAAUCCGAACAUCAAGAUUUACGGUGUUGAGCCCACAGAGAGUAACGUGCUCUCCGGCGGAAAGCCAGGUCCGCAUAAGAUUCAGGGUAUUGGUGCGGGAUUCAUUCCAAGCAUUCUAGACGUAGAAAUCCUUGACGAAGUCAUUCAGGUUUCAAGUAACGAUUCUGUAGAAAUGGCAAAGCAGCUGGCGUUGAAGGAAGGCCUGCUGGUGGGAAUCUCGUCAGGAGCUGCUGUGUGUGCCGCCAUUCAGGUGGCAAAGCGACCAGAGAAUGCAAACAAGCUGAUCUGUGUGGUUCUUCCUAGCUUCGGCGAGCGCUACUUAUCGUCCGUUCUGUUUCAAUCUAUCAGAGAAGAGUCCGAAAAAAUGCAACCAGAAGCUUGAGGUCUUUGUUGUUCAUUUUUUGUUUCAUCAAGUGAAUAUGAAGGUGCGUUUGUAGUCUUGUA